CGGAAGAGCAGCUGCACCGAACUCGCAAUGUGUCGCCCGUAGGCCUUACUUCCCUGUCAAAUAUCUCUCUGCAGACUUAUAACAAUCUACCGCAAACUCGUCGAUCCUUGCCUCUCUUUUCCUCGUUAUGCAUAUCUUCACCCCCAAUCACGUGCACCUAAUUGCAGCAUGUUCUCCACCGUCAUCCGCCCUCCUCUCCGCAGGUCCAGAAUAUCGGCCAAACGCUCAGGAGCUUUCCAAACUCACCUACUACGCCGCGAACCGCCCCGGUAAAAUUAAUAAACUCGGAAGUGAGCUCGAGAAGCGGAUCAAGUCAGACAGUCACAAGGCUCAGGCCGGGAACGCUCGAGCCCGAGCUUCUCUCCUGAUUAAUCUUGCCAUUCUAAGAGACUUAGCUGUUGAAUGUCGGCGGGAAAUAUCCCUUCUGUCACCGUCUUUGGUUGCCAGUAUCAAGAAUGCACUGGAUGCGCUCCUCACCGACUUGGAAGUGUCUGCUAGGGCUGCUAGUGUGUUUACAGCCUGGUGCACCUACACUGAUGGCCACGUCAUAGGUGCAGAUGCUAUGCUUAACCAAGACUAUCUCUCCAUUCUCCACAAGUUUGCAGAUCAAAGCGUUGCUGACCGCAAAUCUGUUGAUGAUGAAAUGAGAAACAGAGCUCGACUUGUCGGCCUUGCCGCUCUUAAUGGGGUUGUUACCUCCGAUGUGCUUUACAGCUCGUCAACCCACUUCAAAGCACAAGUUUCUGUCAUCAUACAGCCCAUCCUUUAUCACAUCAUCAAUACGGAUCCGGAAGCACUGGAAGAAAGUGCUGUCAAGGUCAAGGGCAAAACCACGACUUCUUACCUCCAGGAAUACAGGACAAAGCCUCAGCUGGAGCGACGAGCAGCCUCUAUACAUGCUCACGUAGAUGGUGAAAGUGGCCCUUCAACGUCCGAAGUUGUCGAUGCCUCACUGCGUGUGUUGCUCAACCUUAUGCAGCACUCUAGCGGCGGUCAAGUUGGAGUCAUAACUCAAGCCAUUUUUGAGAGUCUUGAGCAGCUACAAGGGUGGGAGAGAAAGUCACAAUGCCAGUGGCUUGCACAGAAGAUUUGCGAAUGGACGCAAUAUCAAUACAGAUACGCAUUGCCAACUCGUCUUGUGGAGCAACUCCUAGACACACAAGACUCUCCAGAACCCACAAGUCAACAAGUCACCCUUGUCGCGAUGGUGACUAUGGUCUUUACUUCCUCGAUACCCCUCAUCAACCUCUCGACGUCUGACAUCAUCUCCAACUUGAUCUCAUUGGUUUUGCGGCGUGUGUCUAUUCUCCCUGAUGACCCACUCUUGCCGGCUCUCGUCGAAGCUAUUUCGUCACUCGGUUGUCAUAUCUAUUACUCGGAUCAGAUUUCUGACCUUGCUGCUGAGCUCAUAAGUCGUCUGACCUCUAUCGAGAAUCAAAGUGUCUUGAGGGCCGAAUCAGAGAACGGGGGCAAAGCACGGAGUCAAGCAGUCAGGACUCUGCUAUCAGGCUUACUGGGACUCAUGAACGCAGCCAACAACCACGCUCAACCCAAUGAACUUGAGCGACAAAAUAGCAUGAUCAAAGCACCCUCUGUUUCCCAGAGGAGCGAGGGCGAGACUGUCGCCUCGGAUCCACACCCUCGUGUACUACGGAGGACUCGUGUAUCUGCAGAAACUUGGCGGGAGACGUUGACCUUCUUGUGUGACGCUGAUUUCCCUGUGCGAAGUGACUAUGCACAAAGCUUGGUCAACUACAUGCGCAUUGAGAUACCGAAACGCGAAGCCCAUAUCGCCUCAGAUGGUGUCAGAAGACCAGCCCCUCUAUCAGAAACCAGUCCCACUGUUCAGGUCAAUAGCGUGAACUUGCUGUUGUUUGGAGAUUCCACGUCACGUUUCUUGCACGCUGUUCAUGCACACGUUUACAUUCUGGCGACAUCGACGCUCGUGAACGUUUUUAAUGUGACGCCAUCUCCCGACGGUUCCCGCAGUGCCGACCUUGCUUCUACAGGCGUUGUUUCUGCUAUUAUGGAGGACGAUUCUGGGUCUGUGGGCAACUCUAUAGACCCACAUACAUCGUCCCCACAACGAUGUCGCUCGCUGGUUCCUUCUACGCCAACGAAGCGUCAAUCGACUUUGCAACGACUAGUCGAUCCUUCGACGCGAGUCUCGUCCUCUACAACUGCAUCUUUAUCCGACUAUGCUCACAUAUUAAUGGUCCUCAUUGUGAUUCAUGAAGAGAUGCCCAUCCGAAGCCUGCUUACAGGUGUCCCGAUGCUCUUGGCCUUGGAUGACGCCGCUACUUGCGAUGCCAACUCCGAUGAGCUCACUAAACAGCGAGCUAAGGCGGUAUUGACCGUCCUCGCGCAAGUUUGGUUGAAAAUGGCCAAGACUUGGAACUGCCCUGAGCUCGCAGCUAUUGCCACAGAGGCAAUGGACUCUCUGGACGGACCACCACACCUGCCAUCCCUAGCUGUACAAAUGCCAGGGGUCUUGCGCCCCGCAGAACAGCCUGUCCUUUUUGGUGAUGAACAUGUAACAAUUCCUCUUGCGCGUGUGGACACAGCACGAGCCGUGGUGUUUUUAUCAGCGUCUCGUUCUGCCCAGGAAGCCACGGGCUUGGAUGAGGAAAGUUUACACCGUCGAUUGACUACGAAGUGGUCACCAGAGCUGGCACUCAAAGAAUCUGUGGAGCGUCCCAGCAGCACGCGUCACGUUACUGACGGAACGUCUCAUCUCAAAUUAUCCCCAGCUCUUAUGGCGAUAGAGAACAUGUCGUUGGCAAGCCUAACGCGGUCUGUCCGCGGUGGUGUAGGUGUCAGUGACCUACGUGAGGCGCUUGAGGGUCGCAACAACGCUUCUAACCCGGCCUUGGCCAAAGCCCCGUCUCUGUCCACUCUGGACCACACCUCUUCAUAUGAUCAUAGGCUGGAGUUGACGAAAGUGCGGUCCCGGCCAAAGAAGCGGUCACCUGCUCCUGGGACUGGUAAUGUACGGGAUGUGCUUGACGGACUAGGUAUAGGCAAACAAUCCGGGAACAACCUCCUGAAAGCCUCGUUCCCUGCCUUGCAGAAGUCAGCCACUCAAUCGUCGUCUCUAGCUCCUGAUUCAUAAUGUUCUCUAAGAAUCUCUCCCACACUCAUUUUUACAUAGACUGAACUUGAUUGUUACGCCUAUUAGUCUAACAGUAGUCUUAUUGCACCUAUUAUCUAUUACCUUGCGGGACACUGUUAUCGUCUACCGGACCUUUUCCCUUGGUUUACAGAUACUAUUCUCC
Molecule: messenger RNA, 3275 nt
Organism: Coniophora puteana RWD-64-598 SS2
Lineage: Eukaryota; Fungi; Basidiomycota; Agaricomycetes; Boletales; Coniophoraceae
Exons: 8
Coding region: 128-3112 (994 amino acids)
Biological process (GO): protein localization to plasma membrane
Source: RefSeq, a predicted model, not a curated record